This is a messenger RNA of Drosophila suzukii, 2488 nucleotides long. The record is from RefSeq and is a predicted model, not a curated record. Lineage: Eukaryota; Metazoa; Arthropoda; Insecta; Diptera; Drosophilidae.
AUUAAUAUAUCCUAAAAAAAUUUUCGACAAUAAUCGCUUUCAGUUAUCGAUUAAAUGUCUCAUCUCCCAUCUCCUUACAUGUGUCCCAUCUCUAAAACAUUUAACAGCUGAGUGCGUAAUUAAUUUCACGAAAUGGAUAAGGCAUUGAACAUGUAUUCAAUUGAACUACAGCGCAACGCAAGUCGUAAAAGUAAAGUGUGGGAGUUUUUUGGUGUCUUGCAAGCGAAAGAAGAAAACAAGUUCAUCGAAGAAGACAAGGUUUUUUGCAAAUUGUGUUUGGAUGAACAGAAAAAAGAAGACGAAACAACAAUCUUUUCAUGUGCUAAAAUUCAAUCAUAUUCUAAGAACUGUUCCACAGGGAACUUAACUCGUCAUCUUAAAAAUGAACGCAAUAUACGUGAAAUCGACUCUCCGAGUACAUCAUUGGCUUCACGAGGAAAAAUAUCAUCUUUUUUCAACAAGUGCACUCCAAUAAAAUCUCAUAGAGAUAGUAAAUGGGCGCUGGGACGGGAGCUUGCUUUGUAGAUGGCUAGAGAUCUUCUACCAUUUCAUAUAAUUUGCCACAAUGGACUAAAAGACUUCUUAACCAAAUACAAAGUUGUUGUGUCUCCUGAUGACAUUCCUCAUUACAAAACGCUUUCAACAACUGCACUCGACGAUGUGUAUGAAUGCAUUUUUCAAGCAGUUAGUCGUAUGGUAUCUGGACAAGAACACUUUGCCCUAACUUUUGAUUUGUGGACGGACAACUAUAGAAGAAGAAGUUAUAUAACAUUUACCUUCCAUUUUUUGUCACGGAACUUUGCGAUGAAGCAUUUAACGCUGGAAACAAAGUACGUGUCGAAGUCUCAUACGGCAAGUAAUAUUUUAACAGAGCUCGAAAAUGUUUCCGAAAUGUUUAGUUUGCAAAUGGGUUCUAAUUUCGUCGUAACCGACCAAGGCAGCAACAUCAAAAAAGCUAUCAGUAUGGGGUGUAUAAACAACCAUUUCUGCCUUGGACAUGGACUACACAAUUUGCUUAAUGUAGAUGGCUUCAAUUCCGAGUCGGAAAUCAAAAAUUUAAUUGUAAAGUGCAAAAAUAUUGUGAGUGCUUUACGAUUUAAGAAACAUAUCUUGAAAUGUCAAGCUGACGCACUUCAAAAUGAAGUUUUGUCCAAUAUCGACAAUUUAGAAGAACUGCUAGCUUCCGAAGAUACUGAAUGGGUUGACUACGAUGAUGAUUUUGGGCCAUUAGAUGAUGUUCCCUUGCAAACUUAUAUGAAUAUAAACAACCCUAAUGACUUGCGAAGUAGUUUGGUGGACAAGAGAAAUGUUUCUCUUAAGAACUCGGUCCCAACUAGGUGGCACAGCGUGUUAACCAUGCUAGACAGUCUUGGGUGCCAAAAAACUGCGAUCAACAAAUUGCUUACAAGCAGCAAUAAGACUCAUUUAAUAUUAUCAGAGACUGAAGCACAGCUUUUAUAUAAGUUACGCGAUUUCUUGAAAAAAUUUAAAGACGCUGUCAAUAUUUUGUCUGGAGAUUCGUAUCCAUCUAUAAGCAUGGCGUUAAUAAUAAGAACAGAGAUCGUCUCAAUAUUGGAUGAAACCGAGCGCAAUGAGCCACUUUCUUUGACUUAUAUGAAAAAUAACAUUAAGAUGAAAUUGGAUUCAAGAUUCCCACUAUCGGACAUACUAAUCUGCGCAUCCUUAUUAGAUCCGCGAUUUAGCUCAUUGGAUUGUGUAGUUGAUUAUUGUAAAGAAAAUAAUCUAAAAAAAACCGAGUUUUCGCUAAAAAUGUACAAAGAGCUGAUUGGCGAUAUACAACAAGAUAUCGAUCAAUUAAAUGAUAGCGAAAAUCAACCUGCAAACAAAAUAUUAAAGCUUGCUGAACGACAUUCUACAAACACAAAACAUGGCAACUUGGAAGCAGAAUGCCAUCUACUGUUAAGUUUGUCUUCACGCCAAGACGUACUAGCUUUUUGGAAGGAAAAAACAACUGCAAUGCCCUUACUAUCGAAGCUGGCACAAAAAGUAUUGUGUAUUCCGGCAACGAGCACACCAAGUGAGCGAGUCUUUUCCAUUGCUGGUCUUACAAUUACACAUAAACGGUCGCAGCUCAGUCCUCACAACGUCAAUAAAAUUAUUUUCAUUCAUGAUAACUACGAAACUUGUAAGGAAAGUUUUUCUUAAGAAUUUUUUUUUAAUAGUUUAAUAAUGAAGACAAUGAAUUUCAAUUUCAAUCAAUUUCAAUGAAUCUCAAAACUGUCAAGUCAAGAAAAGACAAUGAAUCUCAAAACUGUCAAAUCAAGAAAAGACUGUUAUUUUGUUUUAAUUUUAGUUUAAGUUGUUAUUUCGCUUUACUUACUUAUUAAUUAUGAAGUCAAUAAUUUCAGUUUAAUUUGUUAUUUCGCUUAACUUAAAAAUUAAUUAUCAAGUCAAGAAAAGACUCUUAUUUAGUUUUAGUUUAAUUUGUUAUUUCGCUUGACUCACUUAUUAAUAAAAGGAAAAAAAA